ACGAAACAUGCCGCUACUGGCCCUAGUAGAUAGGAAGUGUAACGGCGUAGGUUGAGGGGCGAGCCACCAGAGGGACGCCAUGCCAGGACCCAGUAUGCCGGAGGACGAUUUAGAUAAUGAGAACAAGAUCCAUUAGGUCCGGCCCCGCGCAAGGACCAUGGCCAGCUUGAGAUCGCGUGGAGCUACACACACAUACUUCUUUCUCAGCCGUACAGUGGGUGGGUUAGAUCAGGCAUUGUUCAUAAUUGAUGAGUUGCACCUGCAAAUCCUGAUUGAAGAUGUACGUGAACCGAGGCAAGAGGUGAGCCAUCGCAUCAUCCCGCUGCGAGUGAUUGGAGGAGGAGCACGAGAAGGAAGAGGAGAAGGAGGGCGCAGGAGGGCGCAGGAGGACAGCCGGAGCAUGCUGAAGUGUGAAAGGCUAAUGCAACCCCCCAAUUUCCCCCGGACGAUCAGGGCAGCUUUGGGGUGGGACCAAAUGCCGGCGCGAUGCCAGAAGGUCGAGCUAAGGCUGGCUCUCUUCCUGUUUGGGUCAUCAGGUCUGCAUCCCAUCGCCACUCUUUCUCUACUUUGGGCCAAUUCUCCGUACACUGUGCUCGAGCACCGGCCAAUGGCCCGACUUAGGCUUGAGCUAAUGAACUCCCGGGGUUUAAUAUCGCCUACCAAUCAACCGAGCCGGUCGCGACGGUCAGCCCGGAGUUCUGGUGCAUUCGUACUAUAUUGUUAUUGCAUACUCCGUCUUGCUCUAAUUUCUUUUCUCGAGUUCAAGCUGAGGCCGGAAGGAGGGGGAGGGUAUUUGCCUGUUUCCCCGCUUAGUUGGUUAGUUGGUCUCCAGCCAAGCCACCCGGUGAUCCAACUACUGAAUAGUCCGUGGUGCUAGUCAGGACUUGCUUACCCUUUUCCCCCCAAAAAAUCCCACCCACCAAGAGCAAAAAGCUAUUCUUCCCUAGCUGGACACUAAAUUGCGGGUAAUUAAUUGUCUUUGUUCUCUCCCCCGGGUGGUUCGUCGUCACUGGAGGACUCGAUUUGAUCACGCUGGAACAGCAAUCACUACUAAAUUAUCAGAGGCUGAGGUAUCCAGAAGCAUGUCCAAAACUCUAUCCA
Aspergillus eucalypticola CBS 122712 is the source of this 1101-nucleotide messenger RNA. RefSeq lists its product as uncharacterized. The record is from RefSeq and is a predicted model, not a curated record. Bases 158 to 877 code for a protein of 239 amino acids. NCBI's taxonomy places the organism in Eukaryota, Fungi, Ascomycota, Eurotiomycetes, Eurotiales, Aspergillaceae. The transcript has a single exon.